Molecule: messenger RNA, 1004 nt
Organism: Serinus canaria (Common canary)
Lineage: Eukaryota; Metazoa; Chordata; Aves; Passeriformes; Fringillidae
Gene: SMIM7
Product: small integral membrane protein 7
Exons: 5
Coding region: 137-364 (75 amino acids)
Source: RefSeq, a predicted model, not a curated record
GCCCCUCGCUGCCCGCGCUGUCCGGGCGCGGAGCCGCCGCCGCUGCGGAGCCGCCGCGGGGAGCGCAGGCGCCGCCGGCCCGGGCCGCGCCCGCCCCUUCCGCUUCCCCUCGGUCCCCGGAGCCGCCGCCGGAGCCAUGAUCGGGGAUCUGCUGCUCUGCGGGACGCUGCUGGUGAACGCCGGUGCCGUGCUCAACUUCAGGCUGAAGAGGAGGGACACGGAGGGAUUCGGAGAGGAGCAGAGGGAACCCACGACCGGUGACAAUAUCAGAGAGUUCUUGCUGAGUCUCAGGUACUUCCGAAUCUUCAUUGCCCUGUGGAAUAUCUUCAUGAUGUUCUGCAUGAUUGUGUUAUUUGGAUCUUGAAAGCCACCCGUGGACACAUUGGAAGAGACUUUUGGCCGGGAACAAACUUUUCUAGAAGUAAAAGAUUCUGCUGCUCUCCAGCUGCAGCCCUGGGCCUGUGGGGAGCUGGGACACGCUCAUCCCCUCCCAGGUUCCUGCUCUGCCAGGGCUUGGAGCCACAACCUUCACACAAAUUAUCUCAGCUUCACUGAAAGAGAAUUUUGACUUGGUUUUCUAAGCUCAGAAUGAGAGCAGAGGAGAAUUGAAACCAGUUUUAAACCUCUGCCUUGCCAGUCCCAGCUGGGGCUGUGCCAGCUGGAGUUACCCCUGUCCGAGUCACACACCUGAGUUCUCAGUUUUGUGUAAAAGUUGAGCUGAGUGUUCUUGUAACUUCUCACUAUUCCAUUCGUUUUGUUGGAGGUGUAGAAAAGGAAUAUUCAAGAAAAAAAAAAAUGCCAUUCUCACCUUCUCCCUGUUUUUCUAGAAAAAAAAAGUUUUAUAAAUUAAUAUUUCAAAGAUUUUUUUUUUCCUAAGCAAUAUGUAAGGGAUUUUGAAUGGGAGGAAAUGGCAAAAAUAAUUCUCUAAGCCAAUGAUAAGAGAUAACUUUUGAAUAAUCUUGGAUUUGGUUGAAUAAAGUUGUUCUAUUUAAGGGUAAAAUAUA